This is a messenger RNA of Phascolarctos cinereus (koala), 582 nucleotides long. Its product is annotated as prostatic spermine-binding protein. NCBI's taxonomy places the organism in Eukaryota, Metazoa, Chordata, Mammalia, Diprotodontia, Phascolarctidae. The record is from RefSeq and is a predicted model, not a curated record.
GCCCAGGACAGACCAUGCAAUCCUUCCUGGUCCUCGUCCUCUUGGGAGGAAUACUCUGCAGUUUCCAUGGUGUACUUUCAGAGGAGUUUAGUGGCCUUGGUACAGGCUUUUUCUCCAUUACUAAGGAUAAGCCUGAAGACACUGUGAGGGCUCUGCGGUUCUUUUUUGGACCAUUGGGCUUCUUAAAAGCCGUGCAGGUAAAAAUAAAUGAUCAGUGGAGUUCCAGACACGGAGUCUUAGGGGGCAGAGCACAAGAUAUCAUACUCUGGGACGGAGAAAGCAUAACAAAAGUGUCAGGCCAGGGUGGGCUCUGCAUCCGUUAUUUGGAGAUCGAAACCAGCACAGGGAGAAUUUUUAAACUCGGAAAGCCUGUCGGCAAGAAGUUUGACGAUUCCCCGCCUUAUGAGGAUAUGGAGCUCAGUGGCAUCAAAGGUGUACAUGGGCUUAUAUGUAUCAAACAAUUGAAAUGUGACUGGUCAUACAUUUAUGAAGUACCCACCACAACUGAAAUAACUUCGCCAACUGUUGAUCCCCUUCCCGAAGACACCUCAGCUGUGACUGAUGAAAGCACCUAAGGGCUUU